AUGGCCACAGAGCCCCAGAUUCAAACCAAGAUGUACCCCGGAUUUGGGCCAUGUGAGACAUCCGCGGGGCCGGUAAUUUGUGGGGUUACCGAGGGACCCCACAAAGCAGAAGCCGACGAUGGACCCACAAAGUGCCGAGAAAGGCUUUCCUGGCCCGAAAGCUGUCUCGGCCGAGUCUCCGCCACGAUCCUAUCUCUGCGAAGAAUCUCCAUCCCAUCUUCAAUGGAAAGCCAAGCCUCCCGGUGGUCGGCUCAACAAUGGUCCAUCAAGCUGACUUCCACUGGCAAGCUCGGCACGGAAGCUCACAUCGCUGGUCUUGGACAACAUCAUAUCCCCAAUCGAACGCGUGGACGCGAUCCACUCACCGCCAGAUCGAGCCGACAAGCCUCAAUCUCACAAACUAGGACCAUCGCCGGACAUGCGCUUGGCCCUACAUUAGCAACGCCGGUACAACGAAACGAUGCUACCAGAAGCAAGCGCAAUAGUCCUGAAAUCAAUCACCAAUGUCCGACCGGGCAUCCAGAGCUAAGGCAGGAGAGAUUGGUUUCAUUUGCGGGUUGGGAGACAGCCCAUGAGGCUUGCCGUGUGGCUGAAGCGAUGGUUGGGCGAGAACGGGGGACGCCCUACAAUAUUGGAUGUGACUGUGACGUCACACUCACCUUGUUCGCCACAUCUGGCCAAACAUGUCGCAAGGCGCUGGCCGCUCUGGAACCAGUUGAGCCACAGCGAUCGCCACACACGUCGCAAGCCAAUUCGAAGGGCGGCCUCUUAAAGUACGGCAGAGAAUGCUUCCAUCAGUCGAUGAAGUCACGCUGUUUGGAUUCCAUCCUUCCAAGAAUCCCCAAGCCGCGAUAUGCUUCGGCCUACACGAAUACUAUUCCUAACCGCCAGCCAGAAACCCAACAGUUAUCUAAAGAAAUAAAAAAGCUCGACAAAGGGGCAAUCACCGCGCUUCCUGCAGUGCAGGGCAAGGAUCACAACCACAUCCUAUCAGAGCUGGGCAGAGAGAGAAAGCAAAGCCAGCACGGACUCCCGACAGCGUGCCACGAAGCCCAAACCCCGAGGAGGAGCCUAGGAAGUAUCGUAUCUUGGCAGGGACUCUGCGCAUGUACCGCCGCCGUCCUGCAGCAAAGGUCUCGGGACUUGUGUAGUUACACGUUUUUCCUAGUCAGAUAA
Molecule: messenger RNA, 1176 nt
Organism: Colletotrichum lupini
Lineage: Eukaryota; Fungi; Ascomycota; Sordariomycetes; Glomerellales; Glomerellaceae
Exons: 9
Coding region: 1-1176 (391 amino acids)
Source: RefSeq, a predicted model, not a curated record